Pistacia vera is the source of this 2402-nucleotide messenger RNA. RefSeq names its product U-box domain-containing protein 30-like. Gene Ontology annotation, molecular function: ubiquitin protein ligase activity. The transcript has a single exon. Gene Ontology annotation, biological process: protein ubiquitination. The coding region runs from base 509 to 1849 and encodes 446 amino acids. The record is from RefSeq and is a predicted model, not a curated record. NCBI's taxonomy places the organism in Eukaryota, Viridiplantae, Streptophyta, Magnoliopsida, Sapindales, Anacardiaceae.
CAUAAUAAUUUCAUGUUUUUGUGACAUUUCUAUAAAUAAUUUUUUUUUUUCUCAAAUUUUGAGCCCUGUUGUUAGAUUAGAUUAGAAUUCAAAGAUUGCAUCAUUCAUUCAAUCACUUAGUAGUUUGUAGUACUACUACUACACUUUUGUUCUCUGUUCAUCCCUUCAGUGGUCAAGUUUCAUUUCCACUAUUUCUCCUGUUUGCUUUUAGAAUCCUUAUUGUGUUUUCCUGGUGAAGCUUCAUCAAGAAGUGAAAGAAGCCUGUUUACGUGUUUCUGAUGCGUGUUAUUAUUAUGGUAAUCAGUCUUUUGACCACUUAAUAAAAAGCAGAUGAACAUUAGAUUUUUGUUCAAUAAAGAGACUAGCUGUAGUAUAGUUUUCUUGUUCUUUGUAAUGUGUCUUGAGGGUUCCUAUCACUAGCUCAUUUUGAGGGCUAUAUUUCUUUUCUUUUCCCCUCCUCCUUCGAAAGUUUGGGUUUUUUUUUUUCCCUCUUAGACGGUUGUGAAAGAUGCCUAUGUUUCAGGAGCCAACAAAGAGGGAUGGGGUUGUGAGUGGUGAUGGGCAGGUCCUAGAUUUGGACACUGCUGUAAAAGAUGGGGUUUUGGGUGGUGUUGAUGGCGCGGUUAUUGGUUGUGGUGUUGCUGAGAAAUUGGAUCUGAAGAAGAUGAUUGAAGAGCUUGAUUUGGCUGAAGUACCUCCGGUGUUUAUAUGCCCAAUCUCCCUCGAGCCAAUGCAGGACCCUGUCACUCUUUCCACCGGCCAAACUUACGAGAGGUGCAACAUUCUCAAAUGGUUCAGUUUGGGGCGUUAUACUUGCCCUACUACAAUGCAAGAGCUUUGGGAUGAUUCUGUUACUCCUAAUAAUACCCUUUACCAAUUGAUUCACACUUGGUUCUCUCAAAAGUAUUUGCUCAUGAAGAAGAGAUCCGAGGAUGUACAAGGAAGGGCAAGUGAGCUCGUCGAGACAUUGAAGAAAGUCAAGGGUCAAGCAAGAGUUCAAGCCUUGAAGGAGCUGCAACAAGUUGUGGCUGCUCAUGCCACCGCUAGAAAGACAGUGGUUGAUGAAGGUGGGGUUGCUGUUAUCUCCUCCUUGCUAGGUCCAUUUACUUCGCAUGUUGUUGGUUCUGAGGUGAUUGGCAUUCUUGUGAAUUUGACACUCGAUUCUGAAUCCAAAACCAACUUGAUGCAGCCUGCCAAGAUUUCAUUAAUGGUUGAUAUGUUGAAUGAGGGGUCUAUUGAGACGAAGAUUAACUGUACUCGGUUGAUUGGGAAAUUGAUGGAGGUGAAUGAUUUUCGUCCGGAGGUUGUGUCAAGCCAUAGUCUUUUGGUAGGGUUGAUAAGGCUGGUGAAAAAUAAGAGGCAUAGCAAUGGAAUUUUGCCUGGACUUAGCCUACUUAGGUCGAUAUGUUUUCAUAAAGAAGUUAGGAGGUUGAUUGUCAGCAUUGCAGCCGUUCCUCAACUGGUUGAUUUGUUGCCUUCUCUGGAUCCUGACUGUUUGGAGUUAGCGCUUUGUAUCUUGGAUGAACUUUCAUGUGUACCUGAGGGAAGACAGGCUUUGAAGGAUUGUGCAAACACAAUACCAAAUAUGGUGAGGCUGCUGAUGAGAGUUUCGGAGAGUUGUACUCAGUAUGCAUUGUCAAUCUUAUGGUCUGUAUGUAAACUUGCUCAUGAGGAAUGUUCAACCAUUGCCGUGGAUGCUGGUCUAGCUGCAAAACUUCUUCUUGUCAUUCAAAGUGGUUGCGAUCCUGCGUUGAAGCAAAGGUCUGCAGAGCUACUAAAGCUGUGUAGUCUAAACUAUACAGAUACCAUUUUCAUUUCCAAGUGCAAGCUCACAAGGACAAUCCAAUGAGUGGGAAUAAUAUGCUUGUUGUACACUAUCCUUUUGAUGCUAGGGCAAGGGAGUUAAGGGACUGAUGGCUUUGACAUCGUGGUUGUCUCGGAUCAGCUAAGAAGUGUAAAUAGUGCUUGCUCUUCUGUAUAUUCUUAAUCACUUUAGUUCCAGUUAUUGAUUCUUAAAAACAUGGAGAAGCAUAUUAUCCUGUGGUGGAUUGACAUCAAUUGAUCAUUAGCCGAUUCUAAUUGUCAAUGCGUUCUUAGAUAAACCCCAUCAAGAAGUUCUGUAAAAUGUUAGAUUUUGGUGGAUUUGUGUUGGGGUGGGUGGGGGUAUAGUUUUUGGAUAAGAAUACUUUGUAUGGGGGAGAUAAUUCUGUGCAAGCAGUUCGGAGCUUACUAUUGCAAUUAUAAGUCCAGCAAUUGCUUUGUUCUCCCUAGCUCUUAGUUUCCGGGGGGGCUCCAAUUUUCCUUUCUAUUGUAGUGGGAGUGUUUCUUUUGAACCCCGCAAAUGUAGAGGCUGGAGUGCCCUUUGGCCUCAAAUUGUCAAUUUAAUGUACAAGGAAUGAAAU